Messenger RNA from Aspergillus melleus, 4881 nucleotides. RefSeq names its product transcriptional regulator SIN3 (gene SIN3). NCBI's taxonomy places the organism in Eukaryota, Fungi, Ascomycota, Eurotiomycetes, Eurotiales, Aspergillaceae. Gene Ontology annotation, molecular function: transcription corepressor activity. Gene Ontology annotation, cellular component: Sin3-type complex; chromatin. The record is from RefSeq and is a predicted model, not a curated record. Bases 1 to 4881 code for a protein of 1626 amino acids. Gene Ontology annotation, biological process: negative regulation of transcription by RNA polymerase II. The transcript is spliced from 8 exons.
AUGAACUCCUCUGGAAACGAUAACUGGCAUCCUGGUGGCCCCCCAGCGCACCCGGGGAUGGACCAGAUGAAUCAACAGCCUCGCCCGUUGGGCUCCUAUGGACAAAACCCACCGCCUCAGCAAGGUCCGUCCGGGCAACCGGCGGGGCCCGUUCUUCCACCCCCAGCUGGCCCCUAUCACCCUGCGAGCCAACCGGCCGGUCACUCCCUGCCGGGGCUGGCGGAAUUGAGCCAGGGCCACGCUGGUCCCCAUCAGCCUACCGCAUAUGGCCAGCAUCCCUCCGUCGCCUCCCAUAGCGCCGGUCACUCGCUGCCGGGCAUCGGGCAGGCAAUGCAGCACCCGUCUCCUCAGACCAUCAACCGAGACCGGGAGCGCGACUCCAGAGAGCGCGAUGUGCUGGAGAGACACCGUGAGGAAAUGGCGCAGAGAGAGCGCGAGCAGCGCGAGCGGGAACAGAUCGAAAGACAGCAGCUGGAGCGACAGCGCGAACAGCAGCAUCACCCCGUGCAGAGCCACACCGGGUCGAUUCCCUUGCACCAGCCCGUCGCUUCGAAGGUGCCCAACUCGAUUCACGGUCCCAAUGGACUCUUGUCUAACCUGGGCUCCAACCCGCAGAAUGGCCCUCAAGGUCCGAUGCAAACGUCAGGAGCUCCUGGCUCGAUUUAUGGGCCCCAGAUGCAGCAUGGCGAAGGCACUCCCAGGUCGUUUAUGCAGCAUCCUGCUGGCCCGCCGGGACAGCCUAUGCUGGCCUUUAACACCUCCGGUCCUCAGAUCCCGGGUAAUGUGGCUGCGCUUGCGCAAGGGCAACAGCCGAUCUUGAACGAUGCGCUUAGUUACCUGGACCAAGUCAAGGUUCGCUUUGUUGAUCAGCCGGACGUGUACAACCGGUUUUUGGAUAUAAUGAAAGACUUCAAGAGUCAAACCAUCGACACUCCUGGUGUGAUUCAGCGCGUUUCUUCGUUAUUCAACGGACACCCAGCCCUCAUCCAAGGGUUCAAUACAUUCCUGCCGCCCGGGUAUCGAAUUGAAUGCGGCACCGAAGAUAAUCCAGAUGCCAUUCGGGUGACCACCCCCUCCGGGACAAAUACUUUGAGUAUGCCCCGCACUCGUCAUUCAAUGGAGGCGUCUGGAGAGUUGGGACCACCUAGUGCCAUGGGUCCUCACGGUCGCCCCGACUUCUUUGACCAAUCUCGUCCUGGCUGGCAGCAGCAACCUCAGCAUCAACCGCCUCAGCAACCCCAGCAACAGCAGGGCAACCUGGCAGGUUCGUAUUCACCGGGAUCGCGCAUGAUGGGACCUGGCAUGUUCGGACAGCAGAGCGGACAAAGUCAGCCCCAGGAACAUCAUUUUGAGUACCCCACACAGCAGGAGCAGCAGGCUGCAGCUGGUGCGGCGGCCAUGGCUCACCAGCAAGACCAGCGUGGAGUAUCGCAGCUUCAAGGCGCGGCCUCGGCGGCGUCUGCAGGUCUUGGACGUCCCGGAUUACUUCAGGUAUCUCCCGCUUCGGCUCAGAAUUCUAGCCUGAACCAGCCUAUGAAUAGUUUGGCGGGCGUCGGUUCCGGCAUGCUCCAGGGUUCUCAGGCCGAUUUGAACAAACGCGGUCCGGUCGAGUUCAACCACGCGAUUAGUUACGUGAACAAGAUCAAGAAUCGCUUUUCGAGUGCCCCAGAGAUUUACAAGCAGUUUUUGGAAAUACUUCAGACUUACCAGCGCGAGUCGAAGCCGAUCCAGGACGUAUACGCUCAGGUGACCCAGCUAUUCAACACUGCCCCCGAUCUCCUGGAAGAUUUCAAGCAGUUUCUUCCCGAGUCCGCCGCUCACGCCAAACAACAGGCCGCGGCGCGUCAAGCCGAGGAGGCUGCGGCGGCAGCAGCUGCGGCGCCUAUGAGCAACCUGCGUGGAGAAGGCAACUUUUCUGGUGGUGCAACCCUGCCUUCUCAGACGCCUAAUCGAGACGUCAAGAUGCCUCCUCUGGGUCAGUUCAAUGUGAAAGAUUCUGGCAAAGAAGGCAAGAAACGUCGCGGAGGCCCUGGCGCUCCCACGGGCUUGGGACCAUCAGCCUCAGGUCCCUCCUCAGCGACCGACGCUGCACGUCUGCCUGAUGCUCAAGGAGGUCGAGCUCCGGCCAUCCAGCCUGGCAAUGCCAACAAGCGAGCCAAGGUCCAUCAUCCUAAGACAGCCCAGGCAGAAGCCCCCGCUGUCUCGCCAACCCUUGUUCCCGCCCUUCCGGAACCGAUACAGCCUACUUUCUCGUUGACUCCCAGCCAAGAGGAGUUCGCUUUCUUCGAUCGCGUCAAGAAAUACAUUGGCAACAAACAGACCUUCAACGAGUUUCUUAAGCUCUGCAAUCUUUACUCUACCGACCUUAUUGACCGCCACGUCCUGGUGAAGAGAGCUGCUGGUUACAUUGGUUCCAACCCCGAGCUUAUGGCAUGGUUCAAACGAUUUAUGCACGUUGACGAACCUGAGGAUAAGAUUAUCGAGCCCAAGCCUAGGGUUGAGCCGGGUAUUGUCAAUCUGUCCCACUGCCGGUCCCUUGGACCUAGCUAUCGUCUUCUGCCAAAACGCGAAAGACAGAAGCCGUGCAGUGGCCGGGAUCAGCUCUGCUACAGCGUAUUGAACGACGAGUGGGCUUCUCACCCUACGUGGGCCUCUGAAGACUCCGGUUUCGUGGCACAUCGCAAGAACCAAUACGAAGAUGCCUUGCACCGUAUCGAGGAGGACCGCCACGACUAUGAUCACCACAUCGAGGCGUGCACUCGCACUAUCCAGCUGAUCGAGCCCAUUGUGCAACAAUUCCUUGUGAUGUCCGAGGCGGAGCGGGCGGCUUUCAAACUUCCCCCUGGUCUGGGUGGGCAGAGUGAGGCCAUCUAUCAGCGCGUCAUCAAGAAGAUCUAUGAUCGGCAGCGUGGCGAAAAGAUCAUCCAAGAGAUGUUCGAACGGCCAUGCCAUGUGCUUCCCAUUCUGCUGUUCCGCUUGAAGCAGAAAUCAGAGGAAUGGAAGGCGAGUCAGCGUGAGUGGGACAAGAUCUGGCGCGAGCAGAUGCAGAGGGCCUACUGGCGCAGCUUGGAUCACCAGGCCAUUGCCAGCAAGGGCAUCGACAAGAAGCUUUUCGUGGCGAAACACCUGCAGAACGAGAUCCAGAGCAAGUUUGAGGAGGGAAAGAACCUCCGCAAGACCGGGUUCCAGAUUCCCAAGCAUCAGUAUGAGUUUACCUUUGACGACCCGGCCGUUCUGAUCGAUGCCACCCACUUGCUCCUGACCUUCAUCGACCGCAACUCCGCUGGAUUCGGAGCCGACCCGCAGAAGGUUACCAACUUCAUCAAGGACUUCAUUCCCCUCUUCUUCGGCAUGGACCGGGAGUCGUUCCACUUGUACAUGAACGAGGUCACCAGCGGUAAUUCUCCGAUUGACGAGGGCGAUGACGAGAGCGUGGCCGCGGGAGAAAGCUCGACCCCGCGUGUUCGCAAGCCUGUCAAUGGCAAGAAGAUUGACCUGCUUCGUGACGUUCUGGAGCGUCGCAGCGAGAAAGCCAACCGCAGCGAGAAGGAGAGCGGCAGCGCUCCGGCCAGCCGCGACGGUACCCCGGACGCCGUUCUCAUUCCGUCGACGCCCAUUCCCGACCCCACCGAAACGUUCGACGUGGCGGAGCUGAAGUGGAUGGAGCACCCUGGACAGGGCAACUUCAACAUGAAGCGGGAAUACACCUUGAACGAAACCUACGAGAAGAAGGUCCAUCACCUGUACUCCAACCUGAACAUCUUCUGUUUCUUCCGCACCUUUGAGAUUCUCUACGCGCGCCUGCUUCGCAUUAAGCUGCACGAGAAGGACGCCCACGAGGAUGUCCGCCGUGCUCUGAUGGCCAAGCCCGCGCAGGAGCUUAACCUGAUCGACAAGAUCCCCACCGACUUCUUCUACGACUGCGAGCCCACGGCCAACCUGUAUUCCCAGGUGGUUCGCAUGUGCGAAGAGGUGAUCAAGGGCGACCUGGAGCCGGUGCAUCUGGAGGAGACUCUCCGCCGAUAUUACCUGCGCAGCGGCUACCAGCUGUACAACCUGGAGAAGAUGUUCACAGGGAUCGCCAAGUUUGCCGGGGCCAUCUUCAGCGGCGACGCCAAGGAUCGCAGCUCGGACAUCAUCAACCUCUUUUUCAAGGAGCGCGAGAAGGAGCAGACCACGCAUAACCAGGAGAUCCAGUACCGCAAGCAGGUGGAGCGCCUGAUCAAGGAUGGAGACAUUUUCCGCAUCACUUUUAGCCCUACCAGCAAGAAGGCCUACAUUCAGCUUCUGACUCCGGAAGACUCGACGUUGGAAAAUGCCGAGUUGAGCCAGGAGGCUCGCUGGUCGUACUACGUCUCGGCUUACACCAUGAGGGAUCCCACUGAGGGAGUGCCGUUCUCGCAGAUGCGCAUGCCGUUCCUCAAGCGCAACCUGCCCGGCAAGCUGGAGCAAGAGGAGGAGUACAACCGGUUCUACCGGCCGUUGGUGCACCUGGACGGACUGAUCAUUCGCAUCUGUGCCAACAGCUACCACAUCCUCUACGAGCCCGGUAGCUACGACUGGUGGUGGCGGCCCAUCACGGCGUCGGACGAGUCGGGCGACGAGGCUGCCAAGGAGGCGGCGGCGGUCAAGGAGCGACGACGAGAUCGGUUCACCGAGAAGUUCGUCAACAACCCCAGCUGGGCGCACGGGCUAAGCAAGGAUCAAGUGGACGAGUCCAACCAGCGGUUCCGUUCCUGGAUCAAGGGGACGGAGACGGAGGGUGGUACCACCGCACCGGAUGCGCCGACAUCCGAGAAGCAGGAGGGUGCAGAUAACAAGGAAGAUACGGAGAUGGCAGACGCCGAGCCCGCCGCUUCGGAGAUCAAGGAGCAGGUGUAA